CCCCAGCCCGCACUCCCCGGCCUCUCCUGCUUGCGCCCUUCCUCAUGACUUCUCUUCCUUCUUGGCCACCGCUGGGACCUGCAGAAGGAUUUCCUGGGACAGGCCUUCCUGGCCCUAGGAGAGGUGAUCGGAGGCCAGGGCAGCCGUGUGGAGCGACCUCUCACGGGUGUGCCAGGCAAGAAGUGUGGGACCAUUCUGCUGACCGCAGAGGAGCUCAGCAAUUGUCGGGACAUUGCCACCAUGCAGCUGUGUGCAAACAAGCUCGACAAGAAGGACUUCUUUGGGAAAUCAGACCCCUUCCUCGUGUUCUACAGGAGCAAUGAGGAUGGCACGUUCACCAUCUGCCACAAGACAGAGGUUGUGAAGAACACGCUGAACCCCGUGUGGCAGCCGUUCAGCAUCCCGGUGCGGGCGCUGUGCAACGGAGACUAUGACAGAACAGUGAAGAUCGACGUAUACGACUGGGAUCGAGAUGGAAGCCACGACUUCAUCGGCGAGUUCACCACCAGCUACCGGGAGCUGAGCAAGGCCCAGAAUCAGUUCACCGUGUAUGAGGUACUGAACCCUCGGAAGAAAUGUAAGAAGAAGAAGUACGUCAACUCGGGAACCGUGACGCUGCUGUCCUUCUCUGUGGACUCCGAAUUCACUUUUGUGGAUUACAUCAAGGGAGGGACACAGCUGAACUUCACCGUGGCGAUUGACUUCACAGCUUCCAAUGGGAAUCCCCUGCAGCCCACCUCCCUGCACUACGUGAGUCCCUACCAGCUCAGCGCCUACGCCAUGGCCCUCAAGGCGGUGGGGGAGAUCAUCCAGGACUAUGACAGUGACAAGCUCUUCCCAGCCUAUGGCUUUGGGGCCAAGCUGCCCCCCGAGGGGAGGAUCUCUCACCAGUUUCCCCUGAACAACAACGACGAGGACCCCAACUGCGCGGGCAUCGAGGGCGUGCUGGAGAGUUAUUUCCAGAGCCUGCGCACCGUGCAGCUCUACGGGCCCACCUACUUUGCUCCUGUCAUCAAUCAGGUGGCCAGGGCAGCAGCCAAGAUCUCUGACGGUUCCCAGUACUAUGUUCUGCUCAUCAUCACGGAUGGGGUCAUCUCGGACAUGACGCAGACCAAAGAGGCCAUCGUCAGCGCCUCCUCGCUGCCCAUGUCCAUCAUUAUUGUUGGUGUGGGACCGGCUAUGUUUGAGGCAAUGGAAGAACUGGAUGGAGAUGAUGUACGUGUGUCCUCCAGGGGGCGCUAUGCAGAGCGGGACAUUGUUCAGUUCGUCCCAUUCCGAGACUACGUCGACCGAUCCGGGAACCAGGUUCUGAGCAUGGCCCGACUGGCCAAGGACGUGCUGGCCGAGAUCCCCGAGCAGCUUCUGUCCUACAUGCGGACGCGGGACAUCCAGCCUCGGCCCCCACCCCCCGCCAACCCCAGCCCCACCGCGGGUCCAGGCCAGCCGUGAGGAGUCCACCCAUUCAACACCUCGCCAUCUGCUUGUUUGCUCACCCCCUGCUG
Messenger RNA from Perognathus longimembris pacificus (Pacific pocket mouse), 1502 nucleotides. It is a transcript of the gene Cpne9, whose product is annotated as copine family member 9. The transcript is spliced from 16 exons. Gene Ontology annotation, molecular function: calcium-dependent phospholipid binding. The record is from RefSeq and is a predicted model, not a curated record. Gene Ontology annotation, biological process: cellular response to calcium ion. Lineage: Eukaryota; Metazoa; Chordata; Mammalia; Rodentia; Heteromyidae. Gene Ontology annotation, cellular component: plasma membrane. Bases 241 to 1449 code for a protein of 402 amino acids.